CAUGGAAAGAGAGGAAGUAGAGAGAGAAAACAGAAAGUUAGUUCUCUCUCUACCUGUUGUAAUUGAGAGCAUAGUUCGAGCUAUCCAAAGCUCCCUUCCUCCCUCUCUCUCUCUCUCUCUCUCUCUCUCUCUUCUCCAAAUUCUUCACUUGCGGCGAGUGGGUUGGGAGACAAACCAGGCGAAAUCUUGGCCCAUUUUCCCCUUCUGGCUCCGCCCUUUUCAUUGCUGGAAACCCUAAAGCUCCCCUCUUCUGGUUGCGAGGCUGCCGCUGACCCGCAUUGCCUGAGGGAUUGCUGCUCCAAUGCAUGAAGAAAUGAAGCUCCUUUCUUUAGGAUUGGUGAAAAGAAGCCAACUUUAUCUUACUAGCUGCCGUUUGUAGUUCCUGAAAUUCUCAGGAGAGCUUGAAUAUCAGGUAGGCAGAGAUGAAAUGAUGCUUAGAAGUUAGGGGGAGGGUGUUUAAGAGGGGAGGAAUGGCAGUUGCAACCACCAUUUCGGGUUGUACAAGAAAUUUUUUUUGGUGAGCUGUGUUUUGGACUAGUGCAUGCUGAAAGAAUUUAGUCAGAAGCUGGGGCAGAUCCUGCCAACAUGAUUACAACCGUGUUCUGAGCAAAGGACUGAAGAGACUGGAGAUGAAGUGCCAAUCACCUGGUUGAUAGAGAUGUUUUUCGAUAACGGGAUCGAGAAUUUCUUUGAUGAUGGUUUUGAGGGAUCAACUGAUGAGCGUCGUAUUUUUAGGGAGGUAUUUCUCGGAUACCAUCCCGGGAAUGACGGAGGUAGAAAGUUUUCUGGUGCUUUCAACUUUGAAUGCCCCUUGAGCAAGAACACGGAUUCAUCAAUUUGCUCGAACAGUGAUUGCUCUGCUUUAACCAGUCAGUCCUCUCCGAACAUAUUGUCCCUGCCCGAGCCUGUUACUGUGAAUGACGAUGGCAGAGGGAAUUCUGCUGUAAGAUGUUUCUCAGAUGAUUUUGCUAUCCAACAGAUGAGUAAUCCCCAUGUUUUUCUUGAGCAGACGAAAUUAUCAGUUGAGCAACCUUCUGGUGCUGUAAUUGAUGAAAAAGUUCUCAACUCAUCAAUGAUCUCCUAUGAAAGCAUCUCCGGUACUCCCCAUGGUGCAGAUUCCGUCUUCCAUACUGCCACAUUUCCUUUAGUCGAAUCUUUUCGUCAAGGGGUUGCUUGGAAUUAUUACCUGCUAAAACAGAAUGUGGCAACGAAUGGAGAAGUUAGUGUGGGAAUUACAGAUGCCUUAAAUGGCAGGUUUCUUGCCUUAGAUGGAAACCUUGGGAAGGAGGUCCAUGCUAGUAAAGCUAUUGCAUCACCUGUUUCCCAGGAGAGUUAUGCAACAAGGCUGUUGGUUGCAAGUCAAUCUCCUUGUGUUGGAGGCCAGUUGGAGUAUGCUGCACAGGCAGAUGAGAGGACAAUGGACUAUGAUAUCCCAGGCUUGGGAUCAUCUAGCAUUGUGGAGUCAGAUGCUGCGAAGGAUCCCCGUCCUCUUCUCUUUUCUUAUGCUCUUGACUUACUUAAAGCUGCUGGCUGGCUUAUCACAAAACAUAAAAGACCUUGCAGGCGCUAUCUGGAGUCCAAGUACAGAUCACCUGCAGGGAGAUCAUUUCGUGAAUUUUCAAAAGUAUGGAAAGCAUGUGGGGAAAUUCUAUUGGCUGACAGAUAUGUUAUGUUGCAGCAAGAUGAUGGUCAAGGUUGGAAUGAUAUAACUCUGUUCUUUUCAGAGUUAUAUGAUACACUAAUGAGUAUGAAGAUAGAACAGAAUCAAUUGGGUGUUUCUAGAUCCCUGGUUCAACAGUGGAAUAUCCUGAAUCCCUUUGUAACCGUCAUCUUCAUUGAUAAAAAGAUUGGCAUGCUAAGAAAAGGAGAGGUUGUGAAAGCAAAAUGUAAUUUGCUCGUUGACAAAUACGAGAAGAGAAAUGUUGUUUUAGGGUUGAGUCAUGCAAAUGGCAAGGACGGCCGGAGAGGAACUGCAUUGAACUGUGGAGAUGUUAACAUGAACGAGCAUGCUCAGAGGCAAUUGCCAGGUCCCCUCUCUCACCCCGUAGAAAGUAAGGAGAGACACUUUAAUGACAUAAAUGAGAAAAGAGAUACAGUUCUGGGGUUGAAAUGCGCAGACAAGUACGGCAUGAGGGGUAGUGUUUUAGCAUUGAACCGCGGAGGUGUUAAGAUGAACAAACUCGCUCAGGGGCAAUUGUCAGGUCUCCUCUCUCACCCAGCAGAAUGUAAGGUGAGACUUUUCAAUGACAAAAAUGAGAAAAGGGAUACAGUUCUGGGGUUGAAAUGUGGAGAUUUCAAAGCAAGCCUGCUUUUUGGGGGCCAAUUUCCUGGUUUAAUUUCUGACUGGUCUCACCCUUCAGAUAGUGGGGUAGCAGUACUUGAUGGGAAAGCAGAUGCUUUUCCCAAGCAGUCUCAUGGUGAAUAUUUCUUACAAUCUAGUUUUCAGAGAACUGAAGAGACAGAAAGAUCACUGCUUGGAACAUCAGUUUACAUGCCUACUGUCAAUGAUGAUGGUUUGAUGGAAACUGGCGAAGGGAUUCGAGGGAGACACUGUGAUGAAAUUGAUGGUGGGAACCCUUUACUAACACUGAAUUCUGUAACAGAUGCUGUUAAUGCUAUGCCCAGUCCUUGCAACAAUAAUUUUCCUCGUUCGGGAAGCGUUUACUCCUUGCCCGAUGCUUUGGCAUUAGCUUUCCCUCAUUCAGAUGGCAAGGCAAGUUUCUUUUCGCAUGACCUGGAAAAUGUUGAAAGGCACAGGGAGCUUGUACAAGAUACGUCAAUUGUUGCGUGGGAGAGUAAAAAUUAUUCACAUGAAGAGCAAGGAACUGAUGAGAUGGGACAUAAUCUGGCAACAUUGCAGGGUGAUCAUCCGGACUGCCCUAAUUCUUGCAUCUUAAGCGGUUGUAAAUCAUGCAAAAUUCUGUCAGAGAAUGUGGAACAAAUUGAUUUAAAUGACACAGAACAGUCUGGAAAUAAUGGAAAGGAGACUAAUCAGUGCAGUGUUGUAGAUGUUAUUUUGAAGAAGAAAAUAAGAAGGAGAUUGAAAAAGAUAUCCGAAAUAAAAUCAAUAGAAUUGCAUAAGACUCCGAUAAUUGGCCAGCCUCAUGAUAAGGCCAAGCCUCUGGAUGUCGAUGCAUCUCUUUCUCAAUUAGAGCUGGAUCAGAAGCAGGAACGAGUGGAGGCCGAAGCAAGAAGCCAGGGAAGCUACAAGUCCUCUAUCAGUUUCUCCGAGCAUCAGUUUGAGAAGAAAAGGGUAAAACAGAAGAAAAUCCAUCAGCGUUGCGAUGAUAUAGAGAAAGGAAAGAAAAGAUCACGAAAAUGUGAAAUUGAUGAUGAUGAGCUAUUGGUUUCUGCAAUAAUAAAGAACAAGGAGGUAAGUGCAAGCCUCAGUGGAUCCAAGCCUAAAAGGAAGGGUUGCAAAUCAAGGGUUAGAAGAAUGAUGAAAAGCAAGACUGGUGGGUGCAGGCUGCUUCCACGUCAGCUGGGAAAGGCAGGGAAGCUCUCCUUAGAGGGAAAGUGGUCUUUGUUAGGUGCUAGAUCAGUGUUGUCAUGGUUAAUUAAUUCUGGUGUCAUAUCUCCCAAGGAUGUGAUCCAAUAUCGUGAUCCAAAAAAUAAGACUCUGGUAAAAGAUGGCCGAGUUACCAUGGAUGGCAUUAUUUGCAACUGUUGUAAUGAGGUGCUGUCACUCAGUCAGUUCAAGAUUCAUGCUGGUUUCAAGCUGAACCGUCCUUGUCUUAGUCUUUUCAUGGAAUCUGGAGAGCCCUUUACUUUGUGUGAGCUUCAAGCUUGGUCAUCUGAGUACAAGUCCAGAAAGAGUGGGAAGCUAACCCACCAAGCUGAUGAUAAUGAUCAGAAUGAUGAUUCUUGUGGACUAUGUGGUGAUGGGGGCGAAUUGAUAUGCUGUGAUAAUUGCCCUUCUACUUUUCAUCAGGCAUGCUUGUUAACUGAGGACCUCCCAGAAGGCAAUUGGUAUUGCGCUAAUUGUACCUGUCGCAUGUGUGGAUGUCUGGUCGACAGGAGUUCUUCUGAUGCACGGAAGUGCUCACAGUGUGAGCAUAAAUAUCACGAGUCAUGCAUGAAAGAAAAAAAAUUGGAUCCAGUGGUCUCUGACGCUUGGUUUUGUGGUGGAAGCUGCCGGGAGGUUCAAUCUGGGCUUCAUUCUCGCAUUGGUCUCAUUAAUCACAUUGCUGAUGGUUAUUCAUGGACACUUCUUCGAUGCAUCCAUGAUGACCAAAAGGUUCAUUCUGCUCAAAGGUUUGCCCUGAAGGCAGAAUGCAACUCGAAGCUAGCUGUUGCUCUCUCUAUAGUGGAGGAAUGUUUUGCAUCAAUGGUGGAUCUGAGGACGGGCAUAGAUAUGAUACCCCAUGUUAUGUAUAAUUGGGGGUCAGAGUUUGCGCGCUUGAACUUUCAAGGAUUCUGCACAAUGGUCCUGGAGAAGGAUGAUGUGCUGAUAACUGCUGCCUCUGUCAGGCUGCAUGGAGUAGCAGUUGCUGAGAUGCCCCUCAUUGCAACCUGCAGCAAAUUUCGACGCCGAGGAAUGUGUAGACGCCUUAUGACUGCUUUGGAAGAGCUCCUGAUAUCUUUGAAAGUGGAGAAGCUUGUGAUAGCUGCCAUUCCGGAGCUGGUAGAAACAUGGACCAAGGGCUUUAACUUUGAGAUUGUGGAGAAGGAUGAGAAACAGAGCCUGAAGAAGAUCAACUUGAUGGUGUUCCCCGGGACGAUCCUUCUCAAAAAGCCUCUUUUUCAAAGCCAUAAUGCAGAUACUCGAACAGGACAUGUCGGACUUGAGGAUUUUGCUAAGGAAGCUAACACGCAUCAACUCUCAAUAAAUGAUGCCCCAGAUUCAGAAGUCAUCCCUGCCAUCAAAUCGGAGCAUCAGCCCCAGGGAGAACCUCAUAACAAGGACGACAUCUUGGGGGAAAAAAUCAAUAGCAUGGAGCAGCCUGUUGCGCAAGGAAAGCCCAAAAGAGUUGAUCAGACAAUAAUCGUCAAGCCUGUAAAUAAAGAUGGUUUAGUCCCUGGUAGACCAGAGAUCGAUUCCAAAGGUCCAAAGGUAGUUUUAGGAUUAACUAUUCUGCGGGACCAGUUUUUGAAGCCGUCCUGCACAGAGUCGGUGUGUAAUGCCGGUGUUAGCCCAUCUGUAUAUGGUCUAAAACAGGUCUCGUUCCGAGGAACAGUCUCGGAGGCCUUGUGAAGUGAACGGUGAAUUAAGAAAUGACGAAAUGCAUAUUUUUGGUGUAAUCUGUUGGCUCCCUUGAUCAGUA
Molecule: messenger RNA, 5264 nt
Organism: Punica granatum (pomegranate)
Lineage: Eukaryota; Viridiplantae; Streptophyta; Magnoliopsida; Myrtales; Lythraceae
Source: RefSeq, a predicted model, not a curated record